Molecule: messenger RNA, 4389 nt
Organism: Symbiodinium necroappetens
Lineage: Eukaryota; Dinophyceae; Suessiales; Symbiodiniaceae
Source: the annotation of a GenBank genome assembly
AUGGGCAUACCGCGCUUGACGCAAUGGCUUCGCAGCACCUUCCCCGAUGCAUUUGCGCUAGAGGCAGAUCUCCAAGCCGAGCAUGUGUAUCUGGACGUGAAUUGCAUACUCCACGAAGCUUUGGGCGCCUUGGGCGGGUCUGCCCCAGAGGAAACGUUCCUGCGCCACGUCUUUCAGCGGCUAGAGAUCAUCUUGGCGCAGAUUCACUGCAGCGCUUCUUUGUAUCUGGCCUUGGACGGCGCAGCUGCAGCUGCCAAGGACAGUACUGGCGCCAAUGCCAUCAGAGCAAGAAUAAAGCGCUUUACCUACUUGCAAAGUGCAAAUCCGCCAGAAGAGAAUCGCCCGGAGGUGUCCGAGCAACGGCGACGUCGACGUGCCAGGUUGGACCACCUCCUGCCAAAGCUCUUUGCCGAGCAGAACGAGGACCAGGCGCUGCGUCUAGGCCAUCUAGCUCUGAUCUCCGACGACCCAGACAAUGCUGAGAAGCUGUCUCACAACAAGAGGUGCAAGAAUGUACUGGAUAUAUGUUGGCAGGUUAUAGGUAGCGACAUCCUCACCUCACAUGAUGACUCGAUCAGCAUCCUCGUGAACUUGCUGGUGCCAUCUGCGACCCGGUCGGAGGUUUUCCGCGGCCUCGCCGAGUUUGCAAGGGAGAAGGGGACCAUCGAGAUGCUGUUGAAGCAUGUUGACAUGCCAGCCCUCGGACACCACUUGGUCAAGGCGGUCAGCCGAUGUGGGAAUGUGGAAGACCGGGAUGUUGCACAAGCGUGCAGCCUGACAGCGGCAUCCAUGGAAAAUGCUGAGGAUAGGGUUGCUUUCUGCAACUUCAUCAUCAGCCAAGAUGGUGGGGACUCCUUCAUGCUGAAGCUUUUCGAUGCAUGGCCGUGGCAGUUUGGAAGUUUGCAGCUUAUUGAGACCCUGGACAGCUUCCUGAUCAGUCCCGUGGACAACUUGAUGUGGGAUGCGCAAACAGCGAACAGGCAGGAGUUCGCCGAGAAGUGGCUCACUUUCCUGAUUCGUCAGUUCCUGGAGCCUGCUGCAGAGAGCACCACUUCGAUGCAGGCCCUCGGCGAUACUUUGCAAGUCAAGGAUAGCACCUUCCGGAAGAUCCUCCUGACACAGGAAUCCUUGUUGGAGCACUUGGUGUCCAACUUGGUUGUCAGCUUGCUGACGAACAGACAGGAUCAUUGCAGGAUUCGUGCUGCGAUGUAUGCUGCCCUGCACGUGGCUUCAUCCCGCGAGCCGUCAGCUUUGCCGCACUUGGCGAACCAUGCGCGCUUUGACACGCUGGUAGCAUUGGCAGUCGAGAACAUGCAGCUGGCUAUGGAGGAGAUUGGUGAGAGAAAAGAGCACGACAUCAUCAACGUGCUGACGAUCUUUCUUCAGAAUGAAGCAACCAAGAAAGCAUGGCCCAAUUCCAUCAUUAACUUGACAGAAGGUGGCAUAGACAAGCCACUUUACAAGCUGGCAGCCACGUUCAUGGACGAAGCCCCUGCGAAGCAGAGGUCUGCCGAAGCUGCAGCGCCGGAGAAGGGUCAAAGCAAAACUCAGCUCACCAACUAUAUUCUCAAGGAGCUGGCCUCGGGGCGUGUGGAACAGCGACUCCAAGCCGCCUUGGAACGGGUGCGAGUCAUAUUGGAUGCAACCAAAGAUCCACAAGCAGCUGGCGACGUGCACCAUCAGUACGAAGAUAAGUACUUGCUGGUGGAGGGCGUGACCAAUGCAGCAGUUGCAUCGCAACUGAACUCGUUUAGUGCCCUGGGCCUGACCAUGCAGCAGGUGCAGAAGCUUCAAGAAUGGUCCAAAGACAAAGUCGUGUCGUUUCAAUUCAAUGCCGAGGAGGCAUGCAGUUACCUCCGAGAGGAAACUCGGGAAGAAGAAGAUCCGACAAGGCAUGUCGAAGAGGUUUCAGUUCGCGGUGCGUUGCAGGCUGCAUUCACAAGCAAGGUGGUAACGAAGAUAACAGAGUACUUCUGGAAGUUCGAGGCCAAGUAUGAACUGGUGGCAAUCAGAGGAGUUGGCGAAAGUGCUGAUGACCGGCUGUGCUUGGUGACACGUACAGGGCAAGCAGAACUGAUAACGUCGGCGAAGCAAUCCCCGCGCCCAGAGGUGAAGAAGCCAGCCGCCAAACUGCAGGUGAAUGUGAGCUGGCUCUUCCGCAAUUUAAAGAACGACAAAGCUGUGCCUGGCUUCACCGUGGACCGGCUGGCCAAACACUGCAAAACUCCGAGACGCAACGGAGAUGUUCACCAGGCAUACAACCACUGCGAGCGCCUUGCCGUUUUCGCAAAGCAGGUGUCCACCUACCUCUCGGGUCUCUUCCAAGUACAGACUGCUGCCAAGAAGUCCCUUGACCUCGGGGCACUCCGAGAUGACAGCAUUUUCAGCCCUGUUCUUCCAGUUAUGGUCCAGAGCUCACAGGAGGCAAUCGAAGAUCUGGGUCCUGCCAGCGAGAGCAUAGUCCUUGUGGAGGCGGUCCGUGAGGAGGCUCAAAGCAACGUGCAGCUUACGGUCCAGGACUCUAAUCGAUUGCUUCAGGAAGAAGUGCGGAGUCUGAAAGGGAAGCAGACCGACCUUGCAGAGGCCUUCCCAGAAGAGGGCCUCGCGACUAGGGCAGAGGCCUUUGCAGUCGUCACUUUGCAGCAUGUCGCCCGAGUGUGUUCCAGCUGGGCCGAUGCAGUCGGCUACGUAGAGGACAUGCUCCGCAAGCAGUUGGCUGCCGCCAUCGGGAAGGAGGUCUCCCCUGGAGAUUUUGCCGCCUACAUGAGGUUUCAUUAUCGCAAACUCUUUCACGAGGCAUUCCUGCCGAAACCUCUCUGCUUCUCUGUGCGCCGUUCUGACACACACAGCCCGGAGGGAACAGUGAGUAUCGAGGAGGCAGUGGUUGGGUCUGGUGGCGACUCCAACAUCAACAGUCCCAUCGUCACCAUGGUGGCUAGCACCGCUGAGUCAGCUCCCAUGACCUUUCCGCUCAAUGCUUCGACGAACGUGACUUUUGCUGGGGAGACGCACCUUCACGCCUGGCUCUCACACCAGUUCUCGGGACAGUCGGGUUGUGAGCUGUCGUUGGUUGCGCGUGCAAGGCAAUUCAGCUCAAUGCUGGUUCUGAUCGGACGGGUUUCGUCUGCAACCAGCUUUGACCCGAAAUAUGCCGCCAUUAUCCAGAACAAGGAUGAGCUGACCAUACCCUUGAAUCUGUCGACGAUUCCAUCCCCAAAGGAAUUCAAAGACGCCAUUGAGUCUCUUUCACCAGAACAGCAAGCCUUCGCGAAAGCCUUCCGCGCGAUGCAACUCGAGUCGACCUUGUUUGGGGUGCUCGUGGUGCAGAUUAAGCCACAGCUGGAGCAAGUGCUGAAUCUGGCAGACGACAGUUUGACGAAGGAGAUCAAGCUGACACAGGAUUUGAUGCAGCUUUUCAUCAAGUAUCAGAUCCCUAGUGACUUGCUCUCUUUCGAUGCCAGUUCGGGCGAGGCGGAGAUCUUGAAUCCCACAGCAGCCGAGAGGUUGGAGCGCGUGAAGGGGCACGUGCAGGCGAUGCAUGAGAUGCUUGCCCAGGCGAAGCAAGACGACCUCCAGGAGCGAGAGAGGGAGGUUCUCUACAACGAUCCUUUCGCCUUUGAGAGAGGAAGCGGGCGCACGAUGGUCAGGGAGGCACUUCAGCUUUCAGCUGCUGCGGUGAAUCAAAGCGUUCCCAUCAUGAUGGGCGGCGCCGCACCUCCCCUCGGUGCAGCUCCCGGCGGUGCACCUCGUCGGGGCACCCGGGACUACACGCAGGUGCCAGUUGAAAUGGACCAACGCUUCGAGAAGCUGGACACCGAUAAUUCCCUCCGGCCCACCAUCAUCAACCCGGGAGAGCGGUGGACAAAGCGGUCUCAGAAGGCACUGUUGGCCAGCCCUUCCACGUCCCAUUUGUCCAAGGCGGAGCAGAAGACGGAAAGAGAGGCUGCUUUCGACCUCCUCGAUGCCCUCACGAAGUCAGGGGCGCUGCCCUUGACGCAUGCGAGCCUGCAUGUGGUAGUAGCAGCCACGCACUGCUUCGACAAGACCGUCACGGAGACUGUCAUCCAGAACAACAUCAAUCCCAUUGCGAAAGUUGAGCGAUCCUCACUCAUCAUGGCCUCCACGGUGCACCAGAAACCGGUGCCAGACUUAAUCAAAGAUGAGCAAGUCCAGAGAGUGACGGACAACUCCCCACAGCUCUUCCUGAAAGAGCUUGAGAAGCUGACCGAAAGUGUUGACUUCCUCAUAUUCCCCGCCGACCUGAAUGCAGCAGAGCGAAAGCAUGCACACGAGGCGAAGUGGGAGUCUGGGGUCCCAUGUAAAAGAAAGUUUGAGGCCUUCGGGCACCAGGCUGGGUUUUCGGGCAACCCCCAAGUCUCGAGGUGGUGA